This is a messenger RNA of Cooperia oncophora, 765 nucleotides long. NCBI's taxonomy places the organism in Eukaryota, Metazoa, Nematoda, Chromadorea, Rhabditida, Trichostrongylidae. The record is from the annotation of a GenBank genome assembly.
AUGAUCACAAAUAUCGGUUUCUAUUUUUACAGUGUGAUGAACACUCUGAUGCAGAUGGGUCCAAUGAUGGUAAUGGAGGGUCCAAAUGGUAUGCAUCAAGCGUUUCCACAACCAUCGCAACAUAUUCAACAACAACCGCCAAUCACUUCAAAUGUGGCGUAUGUCGUGGCUGUCAGUGUAAGCCGUGCGGACAGUGCACCUAUUGCCAAGAUAGCCCACAAUUCGGCGGACCAGGCGUCAAGAAACAGAGUUGUAUCGGAGAGGCAGAGAGACGCGCCCACAUUCAAGGCUCGUGUCGGAUGUAAUCAAUGUGAAGAUUGCAGAAUGCCCGAUUGUCAAAUUUGUCUAGUCUGUUUAGAUAAGAGAUUUUUCGAGAACCGCUAUAUGACGGGAGCGAUGUGUGCGAAGAAGCGUUGCAAUAACGCGACUAGUAUCGAAUUGCCAGCACAAUCGCCUCAAUCAAUGCACGAUUUCCAACAGAGACAGGCCCAAAAACGUGCCUACGAUCAAGGAGCACCGCCGCCCAUUCAUUUCGAGAUGAAACGUCGCGGAAUGGAGGUGAACUAUGGAAUGUCUAUGUCACAAUUACAAGGCCAUCAGCAACAAGUGCCACAAUCACUCGGACAUCCACACGCGCAGCAAAAUGCGCGCAUCCUUGCCAUCAAUCCAGCUGUGAACUAUGAGAUCACACCAAAUGGUGACCCGUUUAUACCACCCAGUUAUGCGCCGGAAAUGAAAAACGCCGUCGUACUGCAGCCCCUCUGA